CCCAGGUUUGACGUCAUUGGGGCUGGGGCCCCUCAGGCCUAAAUCUUAAACAAAUAGAACUGCCCCACCCCACAGGGGUGCCCUGAUAACGGGAGACCGCAGCUGCUUCGUCAUGAAGUGAGGCCUCUUACUGUCGUGGCCUCUCCCGUUGCGGAGCACAGGCUCCGGAUGUGCAGGCUCAGCGACCAUGGCUCACGGGCUCAGCCGCUCCACGGCAUGUGGAAUCUUCCCGGACCGGGGCACGAACCCGUGUCCCCUGCAUCGGCAGGCGGACUGUCAACCGCUGCGCCACCAGGGAAGCCCUGUAACAUCUUUAUUGGAGUAUAAUUGCUUUACAAUGCUGUCCAGUUUUCCCAGCACCACUUAUUGAAGAGGCUGUCUUUUCUCCACUGUAUAUUCUUGCCUCCUUUAUCAAAGGUAAGGUGCCUGGUCCUGCUUUUGACUUUUCUCCCUGACUCUGCCCAGGGUCCUCUCUGCCUCCAUCCCUCUGUACAGGGGCCCAUUGGUUUUGGAGGGAAGAGGGAGAAGAUGAAAAGGGAGGCAGCUAAGAAGACAAAGGGCAUGUGCCUUUGUGCAUUCUAGAGGGUUUACGUGACAAGUUUAUCCGUCUGUUGAGCUUACCCCUGUGUCUGGCAGAAUGACGGAUGGGUUCUAAUCUCUCUGCUACUGACUGUGUGACCUUAGUAAGUCAUUUACCCUCUUUGAGCCUUUGUUUUCCAGUUUUAAAGAAAGAGGGUAAAGUAGAUGGGCUCCAAAUUCCCUCUACAAAUCUGUCCUUGUGUUUGCCAUUCUGAGUGCCUUAUGAAAGGGUGUUGGCUGGGAGGAUGAGGGAGUCCCUUUUGCCGUGAGUGCACAAGGCAGGGGGUGGGGCGGAUAUCUGAUGAAAUUCGUGUCCCUGCCUGAGUAGCUAGGAUAUUUUAGAACAACUAAAACAAAAUAUUCAAAGACGAAAGUUCCCCCUUACCCAGAUUCCUCACCUAGAAGGCCACUAUGGCUGCGGUAACAGAACACCUGGGUUUGGGAAGAACUUGUCCUAAUCCACCCCUCCAUUUUGGGCCCACAUUCCUGAGCCCUUCGGUGACAUGGAUGAUAGAAAUUAAUUGCAGUUAAUAAUUAAUCCCUAAAGAGCAAUGAGAGGCCCAGGCUUGGGUGGGGCCCAGACACCUGCACAGAGGGACACCCUCAGCUUCCCUCUCUGUGUGACCAGGGACCCACCCCCUCAAGCCUCGAGACAUGGGGGAGAAGUGGGGCGCAGGAUCGAGGAAAGGGGACCACCCUCUAUUUCCCCAGCAGCCCAGUGAAUGGCCCUCUCCUGGGUCCUUAGAGCCAAACUGAGAGAACUGGCAAGUCCAGUUACCCAGCUUCCCCCUCCCAUCUCCCCACACACACCUGUGCUAAGGAUUGAGUGGGGAGUAGGAAGGCAGGCCAGUUAAGGAGAGACCAGCAGGCCUUCAGACAUCUCUUCUGUCCAUCUGAGAAGCAAGAAGCGAUAGAGCCGCGAUGGGGGCUGGGCUGUCCCUCUUCAUCCUCCUGACCCUCCUCGCCAGCUCACAGGGAACAGGGUCAGAAAUGACUUUGCAACUGAAGAUGAAGGACUCCUUUCUGGCAAAUUCCUCCUAUGAUUCCAGCUUCCUGGGACUGCUCGAGAAGCUCUGCUCCCUCCUCCACCUCCCAUCAGGGACCAAUGUCACCCUGCAUCAUGCAGGAUCCCCACACCACGUCACCUGCAAAGUCUGAGAGCGGUCGAAGCCUGUGCCCUUCUUGGCUGGGGCAUCCCGUCCCCAGGGUGCAGGUGCAAUGCCUGACCCCGUCUUUCAGCAGGCCCGCACCCUGCUGAGUGGCAGUAAAUAUGCUGAGCUCAGCGACUUGACUUUGUGGGUUCAUGAGCAGAGGGGCCGGCAGCAAAAUGGAAUUGGACACUCAAGUCUCUGACUCUCCCUUGUUAAGCAGAGGGUUUCCAGGGUGGGUGCUCUCUCCUAACACCAGUGUCAAAGGCCAGAAGGAAUCUGGGGAAUUAACUGCUUGGACACACACACACACACACGCCACACACACAUACACAUGUGCAUAUACACACACCCUUCAAGCUGCGUUCUUCAGAACACCUGGGAAUAAAGAAAAGGAACAUUUAUUGAAGUCCUGCUUUGUUCAAGGCAUGAGGCUUUCCCAUUUCAAUGCUUGCAACUAUCUUGCGUGUAGCAUAAUAGGUUUCAUUAUCCGAUUUUACAGAUGAGGAAAUUGAGGCUUAGCGAGUGUAAGUCACUCACUGAGGUCCAUUAGCAGUGGAGAGAUCUGACACCAGACAAAUGCCUUGGCUUAAGCAAGGUUUUCAUUUCAUCUCCCCCUGCUUAAGCUUUGGGACUGGGGGCUCAGGAACCUCAGACAGGGAUGUGAGCAGAACACCCCCAGGAUAUGGGCUGCCUGACCAAGGGAUCCACACAGGUCAGUCUGGGUAGGAGGUGGUGUGGGGGCCGUUCAGGUGAGAGAUGAGGGGUUCAGCUUGUGGGAGGAUGGCCAGCCUGGCAGAGUGGUGGGGAGAAGAGGAUGGGUGCUCUUGUGCUG
Messenger RNA from Orcinus orca (killer whale), 2562 nucleotides. It is a transcript of the gene SFTA2, whose product is annotated as surfactant associated 2. NCBI's taxonomy places the organism in Eukaryota, Metazoa, Chordata, Mammalia, Artiodactyla, Delphinidae. The record is from RefSeq and is a predicted model, not a curated record. Bases 1501 to 1737 code for a protein of 78 amino acids. The transcript has 5 exons.